Messenger RNA from Actinia tenebrosa (Australian red waratah sea anemone), 992 nucleotides. RefSeq lists its product as uncharacterized. NCBI's taxonomy places the organism in Eukaryota, Metazoa, Cnidaria, Anthozoa, Actiniaria, Actiniidae. The record is from RefSeq and is a predicted model, not a curated record.
CCAACAUGUCGGCUUAAAGGAAAACAAGAAGAAUGUGUCUAAAAAGACGUGAUUUUUCCGUGAUUUUGAACUCCUAAUAACAUAAAAUAUAGCAUUUUAGGCAGAUAUUUUAUUCCUCUAUACAAUGGAGUCUGGUUCAAAGGUAAAGCUUCCAAACAUAAGAGAAGCUGAAGGAGGAGGAAGAGGAGACGGCCGAGAAAAGUUCCAGGCCAAAAACUGGAAAAAUUUCAGUAAAAAAGAGCUGCAAAAGCUCUCACAACUAGAAAGGAGCAAGUACUUAGCUUAUGAAUCAGCUCCCAAAGACUGUGUUGAAGCUAUGUCUGCAGCCAGGAAAAGAUUAAAGGAACUAAAGAAAGAAAAGAAAAUGAGAGAACAACCCAAACCAAUGGAGGAAGUCGUUGAAGAAGAUAAACACACCAAACUCAUUGGCCAACUUAAAGCUGCAGAAGCAAGAAACAGACUACGAUUGAUGAGGUUAAGAUACAACAAUAAUAGGGCAUCAGAAGUAAAUCAUCUCAUCUCCUGCCAACCGACAGCAUUAAAAGCUGUCCGUCUACAGAGUUUAGUGCCACCUUACACAGAAAAAAUCCACAUCAGGGAUCUUUUGGGAAAAAAUGAGCGUGGUCGUAUCAAUGCUCUCUUAGAGGAUGAAACUGGCCUGGAGACAUCAAGAAUUCUCUCCUGAUUUGAACUGAGCUGUCUCAUUGACAGUAUUUAGUGUCAGGACAAGAGAGAUGGUGAAGGUGUUUUCCUGUCUUCAGAUAUAUUAACGCCUUGGACUGUAAACCAGAAAAGAGAGGUCAACCUAAAAUAAUGAAAGGCCAUUCUUUGGGACCCCCUGUCCCAUUCUUCUUCCAAUGUCCUUUUAUUGGUUAACAAAAAGGCUAACAGGAGAAUUUUUGUUUUUGUUUGUGAAGUCCUAGGUUCCAGAAAUCAUCAAUACCCCCCCUCCCCCAAAGAGUAAUUUGGAAUUUAUGGGAGAAAAUUGGAAU